AGACGGUGCGGACGGCGACCCCCUUCCCCAUGGUCAGCCUCUUCCUCGUCUUCACGGCCUUCGUCAUCAGCAACGUGGGGCACAUCCGGCCCCAGCGCACCCUCCUGGCCUUCGUCUCGGGCAUCUUCUUCAUCCUCUCGGGGCACAGACGUGAUGUCGGUGUACCUGUUCACCCUCACCCACUCUGUCCCCAUCCCUCGUCCACCCCGUCCCUGUCCCUUGCCCACCCCGUCUCCAUCACGGGUGUGAUGUUGGGGUACCUGGACGCCCUUGCACACCCUUGCACGCCCUCGGACACCCUUGCACGCCCCCGUGACCGUGUCCCUGCCCCCCCGAACGCACAGCCCCCCCAGGGCGCGGGCGUGAUGUCGGUGUACCUGUUCACCAAGCGUUACGCGGAGGAGGAGCUGUACCGGGCGCCGUCGGGGCUGCUGCGGCCGCGGCUGAGCGCCUGCUCGGGGCUGUCGGGGCAGUUCCUGCAGCCGCGGGGGUGGCCCCGGCCCCGCUCCCCCUCCGAGGCCUCCUCCGACGUCUCCAUCCAGAUGACCCAGAACUACCCCCCCGCCAUCAAGUACCCCCAGCACGGGCACCUCUCCACCUCCCCCUGCUAGGG
Molecule: messenger RNA, 613 nt
Organism: Calidris pugnax (ruff)
Lineage: Eukaryota; Metazoa; Chordata; Aves; Charadriiformes; Scolopacidae
Product: voltage-dependent calcium channel gamma-7 subunit-like
Exons: 3
Biological process (GO): postsynaptic neurotransmitter receptor diffusion trapping; regulation of AMPA receptor activity; positive regulation of synaptic transmission, glutamatergic
Cellular component (GO): postsynaptic density membrane; AMPA glutamate receptor complex
Molecular function (GO): channel regulator activity; voltage-gated calcium channel activity
Source: RefSeq, a predicted model, not a curated record